Messenger RNA from Oldenlandia corymbosa var. corymbosa, 3104 nucleotides. Lineage: Eukaryota; Viridiplantae; Streptophyta; Magnoliopsida; Gentianales; Rubiaceae. The record is from the annotation of a GenBank genome assembly.
CGAGCCUACUUUAAAUACUACCAGUAGAUCCGGAGUUGACAGUUCAAUUAUUUCCAUGACAAAAGUAACACUAUAUAUCAUGUUCUAUUAUUCCUUCACACUCCAAAUUCACUGUAUUCAUCUCUGGUCCCCUCAUUCUUCCUCUAGUUUGUGAACUGUUCCACAUUGGGGACACCAAUAUUUUCUUUCAGUCAUCAAGGAAACACAACAGACAAACCAUGAACAAACACUUCAAUUUAGUCUUAAUGCAGGACAGAGUUUAAAGUUUAAAACUUUAAACUACAUUAGAACUGUUUUCUUCAACUAAUGGAUUAUGAAAGAAUCCAAAAGAGGCCGCCCCAGCUGCGAAAUCAGGUUUGCUUAUAUUGUUUCGUUUCCCUCUCAUUUAUUUCUUCUGGGUUUUUUUCAAUUUUUUUUUUUUGGGUUUGGAUUCUUUUCCAAAUGUUGCUGCCAUAGUACGACUGCUUUUUUUCGUUUCCCAAUGUUAUACUACUGGUAUAGUUUUAUUAUGUACAGCGACUGACUUGUCAUUUUUGCUGUUUCAAAAUGGUAAUGUUUUUCUCUGUUCUUAGUUUUUCGAGAAAUAAAAAAAAUGCCCUUUUGAUCCGUCAAAUCUUUGAACUCCUCACAACCCUUUCCACUUCCAGUGAUAUCGUUUUCCAUCCAUAGAUAGAUAUCCCUAUAAUCUUUCUGGGUUUCUUAUUAUUUGUAGUUAUCUCCUGGGAAAUUGAGGUCUAUGAUUCUGGGGAGUGGAGGAGGUGGAGGUGGGUCCGACAAGAAGGGAGCACAGGGAACUGGUGGUGAAGAUGACUACUUAGAUGAGGAGCUUGAAAGCACCAGUCUUUCCAUGAGAUCCCAAGGACUCGAGAUCCAAGAUUUUGGUAAGCAAAUUUUUCUAUGCUCGUGGGUUCUGCAAUCAGACAUUUACAUGCAUUGGAGUGUUUUAAAUCCUGGGAUAAAUCAUAUGCUCUAGUGUUGUAAUCAAUAGUGCUGUUUGGGGGAAUAUAAAGUAUUGCUGGUCAAAAUGAUCUCAAUUUGGGGGGUUGCAAAGGUAAAAGUGUUUGGUGGAUUAGAAUCUCCAUAUAUGUGGUAGGACCAUAUGUGCUUGUACUUUUUCCUCCCCCUAAUUGUGUUGAACUUUUUUUUUAUCAUUCUAGCUGUCAAAUAAAAAGGUGUAAACAAUAAUCUUUGGAUUUUCUUUAGAUUCUAAAAGUUUGGAAGCUGAUGAUUUGUUCUUUUUUUUGGUAGAGCAUAAUCUCUAACGUUGGUUAUAAAUUCAUAUAAAUUCAUUUGUUGAAUGAAUUAGGAGAUGAUGGUUAUGACAAUUGCAAGGAUGUAGAUGUGGUCAGUGUACUUCCCGGAUUCCCAACUGUAGCAACGCCAGAAAUAUCUGCGCAUUCCGAGAUCAGUUAUGACAGUGGAUUGAAGGAUAAUUCCCUUGUUAGUUCAAGAGUUAGAUCUACAGAUGAGAGUUCUAUGCAUUACGAUAGUGGGAAUGACGCUACGAGUGUGUCUUCUUCAGCCUUUGAGUUCCAGAAGUCUGAACGGGCUCAACAAAGAGUUCCCCUUGCACCCUUUUCGAAACCUGCCCCAUCGAAAUGGGAUGAUGCACAAAAGUGGAUAGCGAGCCCGACGGCAAACCUACCGAAAAAUGGACAGCCCACUCAAGGGAUUGGAUCACGCAAGGGUAGUUAUUUUGGAUAUGGUAGUCGCCAGUCUUCCACAAAGGUAGUUGUUGAAGUAACUGAUCAAAAAAUGAUACCAUAUGAUGAGCCUGAUACCAAGCAGAUUGACUCCAGCCUGGCGAGGAAGCAAUCUGGGAUGCAGAAGGUUGUGGACUGGGAUGCUUAUCAGUGCACUUCUGAAUCAUAUAGCAAGCCUGUUGUCAUGAUGGACAAUUUCAUUGGAGAAUCAGCAAUGGCAUUUAGCCGUCAUGAUUCCUCUCUUGCUGUCCAUAGUGCAACGGCGAUUAUUCCACCACCUUCAACUGCUAGAUCUGUGUCAAUGAGAGAUAUGGGUACUGAAAUGACUCCAAUAGCUAGCCAAGAACCUUCUCGGACUGGCACACCCGUCAGGGCAACUACACCAACUCGAAGUCCUUCAACUUCUAUGCCUUCAAGUCCAGGAAGAGCUGCCCCAGUUAUGCCUCCUGGUGAUCCUUCAAAUGAGCAUUUGGAUGAUGACAUUAAGGAGUCUUCUGAAAAAGAACUCCAGAUGAAAACCCGCAGAGAGAUUAUGCUUCUUGGAACACAGUUAGGCAAGAUGAAUAUUGCUGCCUGGGCUAGCAAGGACAAUGAAAAUAAAGAAGCCUUGGCAUCCAUUAAGACUGUUGCUACAGAGCAACCAUCUCAGAGUGUCAUUGAGACGCGGGCAGUAGCUUGGGAGGAAGCAGAGAAAGCCAAGUAUAUGGCCAGGUUUAAGAGGGAAGAAAUCAGGAUCCAAGCAUGGGAAAAUCAUCAGAAAGCAAAGACAGAAGCUGAAAUGAGGAAAACUGAGGUUGAGGUAGAAAGGAUGAGAGCGAAGGCCCAAGAUAAGCUAAUGAACAAGCUAGCAAGUGUGCAGCACAAGGCCGAAGAGAGGCAUGCGCAAGCAGAGGCAAAAAGAAACCGCCGUGCAGCUAAAGCAGAGAAGCAAGCAGAAUAUAUCCGCACGACUGGCCGGAUACCAUCCUCGUUUCGCUGCUGGAAUUGGUGCCAUUGGUGCUCCUGAAGUAGGGAAUUCCUUAGGCCACCGAUAUCAUUUCAGGUGUUUCGAUGCUGUUGGCAGUGAUUGUGUAUACUCUUGUUUCAUAUGCCUUUUGUAGAAAAAAACUGCUAGUUCAGCACCCAAGUUAAAUAUCCUGUAGAGGCUUCAAAUGCAAUUUGAAGAGAGCAUUUUUAUGGUCAACAUCCUAAUUUGAAAUGGGUAACCAUGAACAUCCAAGUUAUAUCCACUCAUGAAUGAAUUCAUAAACUACUAGAACAACCUUGAUUGCCUGCUAAUAAAUAAAGCCGACAAUAUACUACAUCUAUGCAAUAUUAGCUCCGCAAACAUACUUGUUCAACAAAGUGAAGCUGUUGUAGUUAGUGUUAGUAAAACUGUACUAGGCUCUUCAGUUGUUUUCC